Xyrichtys novacula (pearly razorfish) is the source of this 4814-nucleotide messenger RNA. The record is from the annotation of a GenBank genome assembly. NCBI's taxonomy places the organism in Eukaryota, Metazoa, Chordata, Actinopteri, Labriformes, Labridae.
CUUAUCUCCUGUGGACUGAGCUCAGACCAGGACCCAGCCCAGACCAGGACCCAGCUCAGACCAGGACCGGUUUCAGACUACUUUAUUUCCCAUCAGAGACCCCAUCAGCAUGAAGACUCUCAUUUUCCUGCUUCCGGUCCUGACGCUCCUCUCGGUCCGGGUCUCGGCGGGUCCGGGAUGUGGACCAUGCGUCCUGGAUCAGUGCGCCUCUCUCCCGGCGGAGGGCUGCUCCGCGGGCACGGUGCCGGACUCCUGCGGCUGCUGCGUGGUGUGCGCCGCCGCGGAAGGAGAGCUGUGCGGCGGGCGCCGCGCCGCCGCGCGCCGCUGCGGUCCCGGUCUGGAGUGCGUCAAGAGCGCAGAAGACAAGAAGAGCAAACUGGGAGUGUGUGUGUGUAAGAGCAACUACGAGGUGUGCGGAACCGACGGGGUCACCUACAAGAACGGCUGCGCGCUGAAGAAGGCCAACCUGAGAGCCGAGACCGAGGGACAAGAGCCAAUCAGCGUCCAGAACAAAGGACGCUGCGCCUCAGGUGAGACACAGACGUACAGGUGAGACACAGGCAGAGACACACAGACAGAGACACGGACAAACAGGUAAAACUCAGAACAACUCUUUAACUGUAAAAAAAAGAUUUAUCAUCUUAAACUCAGAAACGGUUCAGAGCUUUUCUGUAAUAAUAAUAAUAAUAAUAAUAAUAAUAAUAAUAAUAAUAAUAAUAAUAAUAAUACUGUGGUUAUCUAUCUUAUCAUUUUAUAUAUUUAUUAUUUAUUUGUAUUUUGUCAAUAUUUAAAUCCUAUAAAACUAAUAAUAAUUGUAACAAUGUUGAUUUUAUUGUUAUAAUAAUAAUAAUAAUAAUAAUAAUAAUCAUCUGUUCAUUUUGAUGUUUGCAAGGAUGUAAAUUUUUAUUUUGCAUGAAUAUUUAGUAACAGUGUGACUCGUAUUUGCUAAUUGACAGGUUUAGAUGUAUAGGUAUGCAGUAUACGUGACUGUGUGCAUGAAUGGGUUUGUGUGUGUGUGUUCAGUGUGUGUUCAGUGUGUGUUCAGUGUGAACUCAUUAAUCUGCCCGGCAGCUCCUCUCUGACUCUCUGACUCUAACUCGCUCUGACUGACGAUGAUCCUCUUUCAUCCCCUAAAAACACUGAAUUCUUUCUGCAUGGAAAACCCCACUGAGCACGCUCAGACCCAGCUGAAUUCCACUGAGGUCACUGUGGAUUCUGUCUCUGAUGGAUUCCUGAAACUUGUUUCAUCCUGUUUCACAUUCAUGCAGAACCCCCCCGACCCCCCAAACCCAUGUUCAUUAUCUCUGGAUGUUCUGAUCCUUAACUCCCUCUCUUUCCCUCUCUCCCUCUCUCCCUCUCUCUCUCUCUCUCUGUGUUCCUGUCUGCAGCUCCCCUCAUCGUCACUCCUCCAGGUGAGGUCUACAACGUGAGCGGCUCUCAGGUGUACCUGAGUUGUGAGGCAGUGGGUGUGCCCACACCUGUGCUGACAUGGAAAAAGGUGAGGUUAUCCUCUGUUAGAAGAAAACAAACAAAAAAAACUUUUAUUUUAUUCUUUUAAAGGGAUAAUCCAGGACAAAUUUAAGUCAUGGUCAAACCCACUGUAACACCGAGUUAGACCCCCCCUCCAGAGAUGAAUGUUGCCGACCGCUUACUUCUAGUUAUACCAACUUUAGUAACGACCGCAGGAUAGAAAUACAGAGAACCACGCCCCCAACCAAAACGCCACUCUAUAGCCACAAAUAAUGCUCAGAACAGCACCUAACUUCAUCAACAGGACAUAUAGGGUCACAGACGUAGUACUAGACACCAAAUACCUUUGGUACACCAAAAAGCUUUGCCUCAGGCCAGUCCAUUACGGACUACAGCGGGGUGCCGCAGCUCAAGGAAGAACAUUUAUGAUCAUUUCUUUAUCAUUUCCUUGAAGUAAUAAUCAUCAUAUUAAUCAUUUUACAGACGCGGUAGUUCUUCUGUCUUAGCGUCUCGGUCUGAUUGUAUUUCCAUGAAGAAAUGAUCAUAAAUGUUCUUCCUUGAGCUGCGGCACCCCGCUGUAGUCUGUAAUGGACUGGCCUGAGGUCUCACUACAAACAAGCGUCUGCUGGAAGAGAGUAGGUGAGUUGUGUUUAGCCUCUUUGCUAAAUGAGUCAAAGUUAAAAAGAUGUUUGGUGUCUAGUACUAUGUCUGGGACCCUAUAUGUACUAACCUCAGUAGAUCAUGGUGUAGUUCCAUUUAGUAACAGAACCUCAUUGGAAAAUUAGCUGAUUUAAGUUUACUGUGCUCUUGUUCAAAUAUAUUAACUCGACAGCACAUAAAUCCAUACCUGUUAACAAAAUCAUGAUUUUAUUGAUAAUUCGGCUCAAUAAAAACACCUUUACCUUUUUAUUUUACUACAGUAGAAGUUUAUUGGCCCAGAUUAUAGACUACAGAAGUGGAGAAACGCCCCCGUUUAAGUUUGUUUUCUUAGGAGUUAGAACAACUCUGAAUAUAGUACUAUGUCUGUGACCCUAUAUGUCCUGUUGAUGAAGUUAGGUGCUGUUCUGAGCAUUAUUUGUGGCUAUAGAGUGGCGUUUUGGUUGGGGGCGUGGCUCUCUGUAUUUCUAUCCUGCGGUCGUUACUAAAGUUGGUUUAACUAGAGAAGAAAGCGGUCAACAACAUUCAUCUCUGGAGGGGGGGUCUAACUCGGUGUUACUUUGUGUUUGACCCUAAAUUAAUUUUAGGCCGGAAUAUCCCUUUAAGAAAAAACGUUUUUAAUGAAUAUAAACCAACAACCACAACAUGAGGCCGUGUGGACCCUCUACUCUUUAAAACUGAGGAUGCAGCAUCUAUGAUUCCCAAUUCUUCGUUAAAAGGACAACUGGACUUAGUCGAGACGUUUCCACUAAGGCGAAACGUCUCAACUAAGUCCAGUUGUCCUUUCCAUGCGGUGAUUUCCACUCCAGAGUCCUGUCUGUUUUUAAUGCCCUAAAGAUCAGGUUUGGAUUCGUAGAUUCUCCUCAUGAACGUAGAAAUCAUCUUCAGAUUUUCACUCGGGCAGAAUAAUAAGAAAAACCUUCUGGAGCUUAAGUGCCCCCCCACCCCUUCGCCCUUCCCGUCUGACUUCCUGUUUCCUGCUCGAAACAAUAAGAGUCUGCUAGAGUUUGAACAUGAAAUGAAUCUGGAAAUAACUUUGACUGAGAAACUGCAGAGGGGAUUUCACAAAACUAAGAAGGUUUCAGUUCAGGCGGUUUUAUGAAGACCACCUGAAAAACUCUGAUGGUGAAGAUGAUGAUGAGAUCAGGGGUGGUGUUUUCUUUCAGGUCCUCAGUGGGACAAAGAGGAUGGAGCUUCUUCCUGGAGACAGAGACAAUCUGGCGAUUCAGACGAGAGGAGGACCUGAGAAACACGAAGUGACCGGCUGGGUGCUCGUGAGUCUCAUCAUACACACACACACACACAGACACACACAGACACACACACAGGAAGUGAUGUCAUGACCUCGUCCAAUAACAGCUCUGACAUGUGUUUCUCUAAAGAUCUCCCCUCUGACCAAAGAGGUCGAAGGAUCGUACGAGUGUCACGCCACCAACUCCAAAGGAGAAGCUUCGGCCAUCGGCACCAUCCACCUGGUCGAGUCUCUCGAUGACAUCGCUGUCAAGAAAGGUAACCACGACAACGAAAUACACAGCAGAGGACGCAACAAACAACACCACAAACUACACAAUCUGAUGUUUACAAGAAGGCUUUCGGCCUUAGGUGUGUAAAAAGUAAAAAGUACUUUAAAAAAUCAAAGAAGGUUAACUGAUGAGUUUCCUGUAAAAUAAUCCAAGAGACAGAUGAGGCGCCAAAAAGGCUGAAAAAUCUGGAUUUUCAAAAUAAGAGAUUGGAAGAGUUUAUUAGUGAUCAUCAACACAUUCAACACUGAUCAAUAACUUUACAAUAACCAUAAUUUAUAAAUGGUAAACAGAUAGUUUAUUAAUGUAAAUUAAUAGUUACUUUACAUGAACAAGCAAUGAAAUUAUGAUAAUAAUUUUCUAUUGAUUAAAGGUUUAUAUAGGGUUUAAAUUUUGGUUGUAAAACAUCUAGAUUAAAAUGUGUGUCAGCAGCACUUUGUAAAUAUUUAAUAUCUGUUUUUUAAACCAUCUAUAAACAUUAUUUAGAUGGUUAUUGUAAAGUUAGAGUUAUGUUUUUAAAACUGUAAAAUUUACGAUAAAUUAAUGGUCUGUAUGCUUUUUAUAAAUGAUGAUUAAACAUUUAUAAACUAUCUGUUGACUAUUGAUAAGUUAUGGUUAUUGUAAAGUGUAACCAGUAUCCCUGAUGAUGUCAUUUCCUUUCAGUGACAAAGGAGGACGAGCUGUGAUCAGCUGAUUGGAGAUCAAUGAAAGACAAUCAGCUGAUCAGGUAACCAUGGAGACAAUCAGCUGACCAGAGAUCCACAGAGACCAACAUCAGAGCUGAUGAUGAUGAUGUUUAAAGUUUUAAAAUCUGUUAGUUUGAUGUUUUUGUGUCAAAGAUUUUUAACCUUUUCUUCUUUAUUAUUGAUUAUUAAUUCAACUUUUAUUUUGUUGGUUUUCUGGUUCACUCAGGCUUUUACUUUGAAAAGACGUGCAUGUGAUCAGAGCCAGUUUCUCUUAACGCAUCCUGACGCGUUCAGGUGUUUAUCAGGCUGAUGCAGCACCUGAACGCACCGUGGAUGUAAAUGUUUUAUAAUAAAGUAUGUUUGAGGCCCUCAGAGGCCACACUGUCUCUAAUGACGGGCCCCGGGGCCCCCGAGUGUUUUUCACUGUAACUGAAAUGUUUAAUAAACCAGGAGAAUAAAGAGUCAUCUCCACGGUGUUCUG